AUGGCAACAUAUCAAGCUUACACUGAAUUCUCCACUGGUGGCGGCUUUGAUAAUUCAGAUUCUAGAAUUGGUUCAUCCGAUGGUGAAGUUAAAAGAACCAACACUUUAACUCCUGUAACUAUUAAGCAAAUAUUGGAAUCAAAACCGCUGGUCCAAGACGGCCCUUUUGUGAUUCAUAAUCAAGAACUACAUUCAAUUUGUUUUGUUGGUGUAAUUAGAAAUAUCUCAGAUCAAACACAGAGUAUUUUUUUAACCAUUGAAGAUGGUACUGGCCAAAUAGAAGUUAGAAAAUGGAGUGAGGAUGCAAAUGACUUGGCCGCUGGAGAUGAAGAUAAAAAUGGUGCUCAGGACUCGCAACUAUCUAAACAACAUGAAAUUGGUUCAUACGUAAUUGUUUAUGGUGCUUUAAAAGAAUUUGGUGGUAAAAAGAAUGUUCAAUACGCCGUAAUCAAGAAUAUUAAAUCAUUCAAUGAGGUUAUAGCACAUCAUUUAGAAGUAAUCAAAUCGCAUGCCAUAGCAAAUGGCAAAAUGAAGGGAGUCGGUGCAUCAAAUGAUCAAGGUCAACAACUGUUUGUUACAGAAGGUUCUGAUGCUGGCGCUCCAUUACAAAGAAUUUUAGAUUUCUGUAAAGAGCAAUGUACUGGUAAAGACCCUAAUUCAUUUGCAGUUGCCAUUCAACUGAUGACACAAACAUUGAACCUUGAUGAAACUGUGGUAAGGGAAUGUUGUAAUACGUUGACUGAACAAGGUUACAUAUAUCCAACAUUUGACGACAACAGUUUCUUCGCUUUGUAG
This is a messenger RNA of Tetrapisispora phaffii CBS 4417, 795 nucleotides long. It is a transcript of the gene RFA2, whose product is annotated as Rfa2p. Gene Ontology annotation, cellular component: nucleus; DNA replication factor A complex; chromosome, telomeric region. Lineage: Eukaryota; Fungi; Ascomycota; Saccharomycetes; Saccharomycetales; Saccharomycetaceae. Gene Ontology annotation, biological process: double-strand break repair via homologous recombination; DNA replication; nucleotide-excision repair. Gene Ontology annotation, molecular function: DNA binding. The transcript has a single exon. Bases 1 to 795 code for a protein of 264 amino acids. The record is from RefSeq and is a predicted model, not a curated record.